AUGAGUUCAGUGAAAAUGUUGCGGUCACGUCUCAAUGGGAUCCUUUUCAGGCUUACGUUUGAAGAGCAUGUGAACAAUAUCAAACCUGACAUUAUGGCAGUUACACUGGCUUGUGAAGAGCUGAAGAAGAGUGAAAGCUUUAGUAAGCUCUUAGAGUUAGUGCUGUUCCUUGGAAACUACAUGAACUCUGGCUCCCGAAACGCACAAUCUCUUGGUUUUAACAUCAGUUUUCUUUGCAAGAUUCGAGAUACUAAAUCAUCAGAUCAGAAAACAACCCUAUUGCAUUUUCUAGCCGAAAUCUGUGAGGAGAAUUACCGGGACAUCUUAAAGUUUCCAGAUGAAUUGCAGCAUGUUGAGAGUGCAAGUAAAGUUUCAGCUCAGACUCUGAAGAGCAACCUUGAUUCGAUGAACCAUCAGAUCCAGCGCCUAGAAAAUGACAUUAAGAAUUUCCCUAAAACACAAGAUGAGCACGAUAAGUUUGUAGAAAAGAUGACCAUAUCCUUUUUGCACGUCUUUGUUGGUGAUCUGAACAUUCUGAUCAUCUGGCUAA
Molecule: messenger RNA, 550 nt
Organism: Mesitornis unicolor (brown roatelo)
Lineage: Eukaryota; Metazoa; Chordata; Aves; Mesitornithiformes; Mesitornithidae
Product: protein diaphanous homolog 2-like
Exons: 3
Biological process (GO): actin filament polymerization
Cellular component (GO): cytoplasm; actin filament
Molecular function (GO): actin binding; microtubule binding
Source: RefSeq, a predicted model, not a curated record